AACUUCGCAUUUGACAGCUCAAAUAGUAGUGUCUUCCCUGGAUUGAACUGUCUUCAGAGAAACUUCCUUUGCAAUAGGAAUACUCCACGCUAUGCAAAAUUUGCAAUCAAGUGUGGUGGUAAACAGAUGAUAGCUGAUAACAUAGUCUAUGAGACUGAGAACUCAUCUUUUAGUGCAGCUUCAUUUAAUGUAACGAGUACAGAAAAAUGGGCAGUUAGUAAUGUGGGGUUGUUUUCUGAUAGAGAAGAUCCAUCAUACGUGCAAAAUACACUUGCACAAGUGACCGGAACCCGAACGCCAGAGCUUUAUCAGACUUCAAGACUAUCCCCUGGAUCACUUAGAUACUAUGGCCUUGGUCUUGAGAAUGGCCUUUAUAAUAUAAGCUUGUUAUUUGCCGAAACAGUUUUUGAUGAUCGAAGCUCACAAACAUGGAAGAGCCUUGGUAGGCGUGUUUUUGAUAUCUAUAUUCAGGGAACUCUCAAGUUAAAGGUUUUUGAUAUAUCAAAGGAGGCAGGCGGUGUUAACAGAGCAAUUACAAAGAAUUUCAAUGCUAUUGUGUCUGAGAACCAUCUUGAAAUUCACCUAUUUUGGGCUGGUAAAGGUACUUGCUGCAUACCUAAACAAGGUGAUUAUGGACCAUCAAUUUCGGCUCUUAGCGUCGUUCCAGAUUUUGUACCAACUGUGAGCGGAAUACCGCCAAAUGCUAUACACAAAAAGAACCGGACAGGGUUAAUUGUUGGUGUUGCAGUCCCUCUGGGAAUUCUGGUCUUCAUACUGAUAUUUACAGUUUUUUUCAUAAGGAAAAAAGAUGAUUAUGAUCAGGAAGUGCUACAAGCGAUAGGUCCUAAACGAAACACUUUCAGUUAUGCUGAGUUGAGAUAUGCAACAAAUGACUUCGACUCUUCAAAUAAGCUCGGAGAGGGAGGAUUUGGACCUGUAUACAAGGGUACACUUUCGGAUGAAAGAAUAAUAGCUGUGAAGCAACUUUCAGUGGGAUCUCACCAAGGGAAAGAUCAGUUUAUAAAUGAGAUCGCCACCAUCUCUGCAGUGCAACAUCGUAAUCUUGUGAGACUAUAUGGUUGUUGCAUUGAAGGAACGAAGUGCCUCCUUGUUUAUGAAUACCUCGAAAACAAAAGCCUUGAUCAAGUGUUGUUCGGAAAUAGUGAGUUGCAUCUUGAUUGGCCUACCCGGUUUAGUGUAUGCAUGGGAACGGCAAGAGGUCUAGCUUAUCUUCAUGAGGAAUCAAGACCAAAGAUUGUACAUCGAGAUGUUAAAGCAAGUAAUAUCUUACUUGAUGCCGAACUCUGCCCCAAAAUUUCAGAUUUCGGAUUGGCAAAGUUGUACGAUGACAAGAUAAGUCACAUCAGCACCAGAGUUGCAGGCACCAUAGGCUAUUUGGCGCUAGAGUAUGCAAUGCGUGGACACCUGACAGAAAAGGCUGAUGUAUUCAGUUUUGGUGUUCUUGCUUUGGAGAUUAUCAGUGGAAGAGCAAACUCUGACAAUAGAUUGGACACUGAAAAAAUUUAUCUUCUUGAAUGGGCAUGGAAUCUUCAUGAAAAUAACCGAAGUUUGGGGUUGGUCGAUCCCACAUUAACCGAAUUUAAUGAAAUUGAAGCUCUUCGAAUAAUUGGAGUUGGGCUGUUGUGCACUCAGGCAUCACCAAUGUUGCGGCCACCCAUGUCAAGAGUUGUGGCCAUGCUUGCUGGAGACAUAGAAGUGGGCAUUGUUACUUCCAAGCCAAGUUAUUUGACUGACUGGGAUUUUAAGGACAUAACAAGUGACUUUGUUAAUAAUGAAGAUAGUGUUGCAACUUCAUCUGAAAAAAGCUAUGGGAAUAAGAAAAGUGAAUCUAACAAUCCAACUGUUCUUCGCCAUGGAGUUGAUCCAUUGCUCUCCCCAGGAGAUGUCACUCAGUUCACUGACAUAAUAUCAGAUGGGAGGUGAAAAGAAGUCAUAAUUAAUAUAUGUUGGCACAUUUUCAGCUGCAAACAACAAUAAGACUUGUAAUAUUUGGGAAGUUAUCAAAGUUGUAUUAAGAAUAUGAGACAAUUUAUAGAAUAUUAGGAUCAUUAUACUGAACGGAGUUUAGCUGUAAGUUCACUUUGGUUUCUUCUUUUUUUGUUGCACUUGUAGCCCUUGAGAUUGCAGAGCUUAUGUUUCAGCAACUUUGUUUGCAGCUUAGAAGUGGACCUUUAAAUGAAAGGUUCACAGUUCAAUGUUGGACACCAAUCAGUUAGAUGUAAUUAUUUUUUAAUGUCAAGUCAACAAUCUAUAUCUUUA
Messenger RNA from Pistacia vera, 2280 nucleotides. RefSeq names its product probable LRR receptor-like serine/threonine-protein kinase At1g56140. The record is from RefSeq and is a predicted model, not a curated record. NCBI's taxonomy places the organism in Eukaryota, Viridiplantae, Streptophyta, Magnoliopsida, Sapindales, Anacardiaceae. Gene Ontology annotation, biological process: protein phosphorylation. Gene Ontology annotation, molecular function: ATP binding; protein kinase activity. Bases 127 to 1944 code for a protein of 605 amino acids. The transcript has 10 exons.